ACUCUCAGUAAGCGCGUGUCGUUGCUUUAAGGAUUUUCUUUCUACUACUUUCGUCGUCCGAAUCCUCUCCCUACUUCGCUUCACCUGCUGUGCUGUGAGCAGCCUGCGCGUAUCGAGGUUUCGUCGCGAGGAACUCGCUGACUAAAAACGACGUGCCGGUCUAGUACGAGGCACGAUUGUGACGUGCGUGCGUCUUGCUUAGAGGCGUGCGUGACUUGACGCACACACUCGGAAAAACUGCAGUGUUGCGGAACAACGAGUCGGCGAUACCUGGGAUUAUCGUCAUCUACCUCGAGAGCGCAGUACGGAAACGUUCAGGAUGAAGCGCACCAUAUUCACUGCCGUAGUGUUAUUCCUCGGUCUUCUCGGGCACACGCAUUCGCAGGAUAAUGUGCCUUCCGCCGACGAGGUGAUCCGCCAGGUCGGCGGAGUGGUGGACUUGCCGCAACUGAACAAUCUGGACACAUCAGCACUGCCCAACGCGGAAGAGACGAGAAAUCUUUUCAAGGAGAAGUGUGCGAAAAACGGCGGACCAGACGCAUUCGACAAGGCGGACCAAGCCAAGACGGAGAUGGAACAGUGCCUUAAGUCGCUCAUCAACAUCACGGAACUCCAAGCGGAGAUGGAGCUGCACAAGCCGAACGGCGACUUGGACGUCGUGUUCAAGAAGUACUGCAACAAGCGCUCGAUUCUGCGUGCCUGCGUCAGCAAUUUCACCGGAGUGGUGGAGCAGUGCCUGGACGAGAAGGAGAGAGAGAAUAAGAAAAUCGUCAUGAACAUCACCGACUCGAUGUUGGAGUUCAUUUGCUACAAGGAAGGAGAUCGCAUCGCUCUCUUCAUAGCCGCCGGAGGACCGGAAUGCUUCCAAGCCAAACAGCAAGCGGUCCAGGACUGCGCCAAUAGAACGUUGAGUGGCUAUAUACCGAAAACUGACCCCUCCAACAUAUUAGGACUCGAGAGUCUGCCGAGCUUGGCCUUCGGAAACAAAGAAUGCACGGACAUGAACAACCUCCAGGCUUGCAUGGUGAAGGAACUGGAGACAUGCCCGGAUCCAACGCCCGCGAACAUCGUGGAUUCUAUAUUCAAUUUCAUCAAGAGGGUGACGCCGUGCGAGAAUUUGCUGAACGCUCAGAGCGCCGCUGCCACCGGCAGCGGGGGAUCCGGCGCUCCACGUUUGUCGAGCGCUUUCACCGCUGCGCUGGUACUUUUGUCUACUAUAGCGAGCUGCAGCAGACAGAAUUACUUCUUCGGUGCGAUAGCGUAAGACAUUAAAUACACAUCAGAAUAUAAGCGUGAUAAACCGUUAAUCGGAACACGCGGCCCAGAUCGGGAUUGUAUUAAGAUUAUAAAUCGACGAUUGACACUCGACCGAUUAAGGUCCGAGAUGGAGAUCGCAGAUUGGAAUCUUUAAUUAAGAUAUCAGCCGAUUGUCAGUCGCACGGCAAAAAACACACGAUAGAUUUUUUUUUUUUUGGUUCUUAACACUCACAGUUGUUAUUUGCGAUAUUUCUUUGAAACACAAGACACCGUAAGAUAUUCUACGACAAUUGCACACCUUCGUCCUCAUCAUCAGUCUCUUCUUCGACAACAAUUGCCAAUCUCAGUGCAGAUUGCAUUGUGCGUUGUGCGAUCGUCAAUUUGCAAUUCUAACACAAUCUCGAUCGUUACAGUCAUUUUCGAGAGAUGACUUUAGAGUAUAUGGCAAUGGAUCAAAAGUUUUUAAUUAACAAUUCGUAUAAGCGAGAACAAAGAUUGCUGUACUUUUAAUAUAAUAAUUGUUUAUUUUUUUUACCGUA
Molecule: messenger RNA, 1796 nt
Organism: Dinoponera quadriceps
Lineage: Eukaryota; Metazoa; Arthropoda; Insecta; Hymenoptera; Formicidae
Product: 27 kDa hemolymph protein-like
Exons: 4
Coding region: 320-1264 (314 amino acids)
Source: RefSeq, a predicted model, not a curated record